CAGCAUGUGAUUUUAGAGCAGCAGUGUUUUUUUGGUUCGUGUGUUUUGAACUAUGGAAAGUGUGGUGCGAUCCCGAAUCCCAUCAGAGCAAAGCGAAAUUUUGGGAGUUGAGUCUCAACAAGGAGCGGCAGCGGAUGCAUUCACCAAAGCAUUCCUAAGGAAUUGCCUUCCCCAAAUGAAGGAUGAAGACAUUGAGGAAAUUAUGGUGCACAAGGCAGUGGUACUGGAAUAUAAAAGACCAAUGAAGAAGAAGGGAAAGACAAGAAAGGCCAAGGGACUGAAUGCCAAAGAAAGAAGACAGCUGAAAAUAUUCCAGCUCAAACCUGCACAUCAAAAAUAUGUACUCUUCUUGCCUCUGCAUGAGCUAUGGAAACAGUACAUUGUGGAUCUGUGUAAUGGAUUGAAACCAGGAAGCAACCCACAGAUGAUCCAGCAGAAGCUCUUGAAAGCUGAUUUCCAUGGUGCUGUCUUAACAGUUGUCAGAUCAAAAUGCCUCUCGUAUGUUGGUCUAACUGGCAUCCUGGUACAGGAACUGAAGCACGUCUUCAAAAUCAUUACAAAAGAGGACAAACUGAAAGUUAUCCCGAAGAGGAAUAGUGUGUUCAGUGUGGAGAUUGGUGAUUUCGUAACACACAUCUAUGGCAGCAAGUUUGAACUGCGCUCCAGUGAGCGGUCAGCAAAGAAAUUCAAAGUAAAAGGAACUAUUGACUUGUAAUGGGACAUUUUAAACAUCAUGUCAACUUUAACUGGACUCAUACUGGAGAAUUAAGAGAAGACAUUUAAUCAUUAUGUAUUUUUUAGCUUCCUCUUAUUGUUAUGACUCCUUUUUUUUAUGCUUUGAGCAGGUAUGAAACUAUAUGGGCCAUUUAGGAAAAGUAGUUGCUUUUGAUUGUCCACCAAGGAGAGCCUUUUUGGAGGAGAAGGGAGUAAGAAGGAAUUUUGACCUCUUCUUUUUUUUUUAUCAUACCUGUCAUUUCAUUUUUAUACAAGGUUCCCACAAACUGUUUAUUUAUGACCUUAUUCUAUCGUCAGGGGUAGGCAGCACUCCAAAUGCUACAAAAGUGCUUCUUCCUUAAAAACAUCUUCAAAACUCUUUUGUUAAUGUUAGAUGUGAUAGUAGAUCCACUCUAAGAAUGUUUAUAUUGUACAAUUAGUUCCUCAUAGUGCGAGGUAUUUAAGUAGGUUAUAUAAUGUUUAUUUUCAUACAACUUUAAAGGCAGAGUAAGUGAUUUCUGGUAGC
Sinocyclocheilus rhinocerous is the source of this 1240-nucleotide messenger RNA. RefSeq names its product ribonuclease P protein subunit p29-like. The transcript is spliced from 7 exons. Lineage: Eukaryota; Metazoa; Chordata; Actinopteri; Cypriniformes; Cyprinidae. Gene Ontology annotation, cellular component: ribonuclease MRP complex; ribonuclease P complex. Gene Ontology annotation, molecular function: ribonuclease P RNA binding. The coding region runs from base 53 to 715 and encodes 220 amino acids. Gene Ontology annotation, biological process: tRNA 5'-leader removal; rRNA processing. The record is from RefSeq and is a predicted model, not a curated record.